Tinamus guttatus (white-throated tinamou) is the source of this 3658-nucleotide messenger RNA. Lineage: Eukaryota; Metazoa; Chordata; Aves; Tinamiformes; Tinamidae. The record is from RefSeq and is a predicted model, not a curated record.
AUGGGGAACCGGCUGGGGACGCGGUGGAGCAUCUGGAGGGAGGCGCAGUUCUGCGAGGAGUUCAAGGAGAAGUGCCCCAUCUGCGUGCCCUGCGGGCUCAAGCUGGCCGAGAAGACGCAGACAGCCAUCGUCCGGCACUUCGGCCUGCAGAUCCUGGAGCACGUGGUCAAGUUCCGCUGGAACAAUAUGCCUCGCCUGGAGAAGGUUUACUUAAAGAAUAAUGUCAUGAGCCUCAUCUCCAGUGGAACUCAAAGCAUCCUAGAGGAGGAAAGUCACAUUAAGGAUGUUCUGUCUCGCAUUGUGGUGGAGAUGAUCAAGCGGGAGUGGCCGCAGCACUGGCCUGAUAUGCUAAUGGAGCUGGAUACCCUCUCCAAGCAAGGGGAAACACAGACAGAACUGGUGAUGUUCAUCCUCCUACGCUUGGCAGAGGACGUCGUGACUUUUCAAACGCUGCCUACCCAGCGGCGACGAGAUAUCCAGCAAACGCUCACCCAGAACAUGGAGAAGAUCUUCAACUUCCUGCUUACUGCCUUGCAGCAGAACGUCAACAAAUACAGGCGCAUGGUUGGAGCACCCCAGGAACAAGAAGCCCUCACCACUCCACAGAAGGCCGAUCUGGGUCAGGAGCCGAAGGCCCAGGCAAAUUGCCGUGUGGGGAUUGCAGCCCUCAACACCUUGGCGGGCUACAUUGACUGGGUGGCCCUGAGCCACAUCACAGCAGACAACUGCAAGCUCCUCGAGAUGUUGUGUCUGCUCCUAAAUGAACCUGAGCUCCAAGUAGGAGCAGCUGAGUGUCUCCUGAUUGCUGUCAGCAGAAAAGGGAAGCUGGAGGAUCGGAAGCCCCUGAUGGUCCUGUUUGGAGACGUUGCCAUGCACUACAUUCUCUCCGCUGCCCAGACAGCAGAUGGGGAGGGCCUGGUGGAGAAGCACUAUGUUUUCUUGAAGCGACUGUGCCAAGUGUUGUGUGCGCUGGGCAGCCAGCUGUGUGCGCUGCUGGGCUCAGAUUCUGAGGUGGAAACACCAACCAACUUUGGAAAAUACCUUGACUCAUUUUUAGCCUUCACAACCCAUCCCAGCCAGUUCCUGCGCUCUUCCACCCAGAUCACCUGGGGAGCCCUUUUCCGGCACGACGUUCUGUCUCGGGACCCCUUGUUGCUGGCUACGAUUCCCAAGUACCUUCGUGCAUCCAUGACCAACUUGGUGAAGGUGGGCUUUCCCUCCAAAUCGGAUAGCCCCAGUUGUGAGUACUCUCGUUUCGAUUUUGACAGCGAUGAGGACUUCAACGCCUUCUUCAACUCUUUUCGAGCCCAGCAAGGAGAGGUGAUGAGGAUGGCCUGUCGCCUGGACCCCCGGACUGGCUUCCAAAUGGCUGGGGAGUGGCUGAAGUACCAGCUCUCGCUUCCUUUUGAUGCAGGAUCCAUGAACUCCAAGACGGGCGAAGGGGUCUGCUCCAUCUUCUCUCCCUCCUUUGUUCAGUGGGAUGCCAUGACCUUCUUCUCGGAGAGCGUCAUCAGCCAGAUGUUUCGAACGCUGGAUAAAGAUGAAAUCCCAGUGAAUGACGGCAUAGAUCUCCUGCAGCUAGUCCUCAGUUACGAAACAAAGGAUCCUCUCAUCCUCUCCUGUGUGCUCACCAACAUCUCUGCCCUCUUCCCGUUCGUCACGUACCGCCCAGAAUACCUACAGCAAGUCCUUUCCAAGCUGUUUGCUUCAGUUACCUUUGAAGUUAUAGAAGAAAGUAAGUGUGUUGUGUCUGUCCAGGCUCCUCGAACCCGAGCAGUGAAGAACGUGAGGAGGCACGCGUGCUCCUCCAUCAUCAAGAUGUGCCGGGAUUACCCCCAGCUUGUCCUGCCAAACUUCGAUAUGUUGUACAACCACGUGAAGCAGCUGCUCUCCAAUGAGCUGCUUCUGACACAGAUGGAGAAAUGUGCCCUUAUGGAGGCCCUGGUCCUCAUCAGCAACCAGUUUAAGGACUACGAGCGGCAGAAAGCUUUCCUGGAGGAGCUCAUGGCUCCUGUUGCCAACUUAUGGCUCUCCGCAGAGAUGCAGAGAGUCCUCUCAGAUCCUGAAGCCUUUAUUGCCUAUGUGGGUGCAGAUAACAAAAUUACUGAUCCACUCUUGGAAGAUGCUAGUGGCCUGAACCGUUCUCGAAUCAGCUUCUGCGUGUACACCAUCCUGGGAGUGGUGAAACGAGCCCGCUGGCCCGCGGCUAUGGAGGAGGCCAAGGCCGGAGGAUUCCUGGUCGGCUACAUGCCCAGUGGCAGCCCCAUCUACCGCAACCCCUGCACUGAGCAGGUCCUGAAACUCCUCGACAACCUCCUUGCUCUCAUAAGGACUCACAAUGAUCUCUACACACCAGAGAUGGUGGCUAAGCUGGGAGAAACAUUUGCAAAGGCCUUAGACAUGCUGGAAGUGGAGAAGAAUGCCAUACUAGGUCUCCCUCAGCCUCUGCUGGAGCUUUAUGAUGCUCCCGUUUACAAAACGGUCUUGGAAAGGAUGCAGGGCUUCUUCUGUACCCUCUACGACAACUGUUUCCACAUCCUGGGAAAUGCAGGCCCCUCCAUGCAGCAGGAUUUCUAUACCGUGGAGGGUCUCGCCACGCAGCUCCUCAGCUCGGCUUUUGUCAACCUCAACAACAUUCCUGACUACAGACUGCGUCCUAUGCUCCGUGUGUUUGUUAAGCCCUUGGUACUCUCCUGUCCCCCAGAAUACUAUGAAGCCCUUGUCUGCCCCAUGCUGGGACCACUCUUCACAUAUCUGCAUGUGAGGUUGUCUCAGAAAUGGCAAGUGAUCAACCAGCGAGGCAUGUUUUGUGAGGAUGAUGCUGCAGACGACAAUCCUGAGUCUCAGGAGAUGCUUGAGGAGCAGCUGGUCAGGUUGCUGACCCGCGAAGUCAUGGAUCUCAUCACCGUUUGCUGUGUUUCUAAGAAAGGCGUCGAGCAAAACACAGCUGCCACUCUAGACGGAGAUGAUGACGAGGUGAUGGCUACAGAUGUGACUCCUCCAGCCAGCGCAGAGCUCACCGAGCUGGGCAAGUGUCUGAUGAAGCAGGAGGAUGUUUGCACUGCUAUGUUAAUCACUGCCUUCACGUCCCUCUCCUGGAAGGACACCCUGUCGUGCCAAAGAACCACCACGCAGCUCUGCUGGCCGCUGCUCAAACAGGUGCUCGCAGGAAACCUGCUGCCUGAUGCCGUGUCCUGGUUCUUCACAAGUGUGCUCAGGGGACUGCAGAUGCACGGGCAGCACGAUGGCUGCAUGGCCGCUCUGGUCCACUUGGCCUUCCAGAUCUACGAGGCCUUGCGUCCUCGCUACACUGAGCUCAAGGUAGUGAUGGAGCAGAUCCCAGACAUCCAGAGGGAAUCUUUGGAGCAGUUUGAGUCAAAACUUCUCAACCCAACGUUGCAGAAAGUGGCAGAUAAGCGCCGGAAGGAUCAUUUCAAGCGCCUCAUCGCAGGCUGCAUUGGGAAGUCCCUUGGGGAGCAGUUCCGCAAGGAAGUUCAUAUCCGGAACCUGCCCUCUCUCUUCAAAAAGGUGAAGCCAUCACUGGAGACAGACAUGCUAGAAAAUGAGGAUGGAGAGGGCCUCACUACACUCUUUGAGCCCUGAUGCAGGGACGCUGCCACCAUCUCUUCCCCUUCUGUCUCUCCUCAUAGUAAGCACA